This is a messenger RNA of Lodderomyces elongisporus, 1071 nucleotides long. RefSeq names its product Nop13p (gene NOP13). The transcript has a single exon. Bases 1 to 1071 code for a protein of 356 amino acids. Gene Ontology annotation, cellular component: nucleolus. The record is from RefSeq and is a predicted model, not a curated record. NCBI's taxonomy places the organism in Eukaryota, Fungi, Ascomycota, Pichiomycetes, Serinales, Debaryomycetaceae. Gene Ontology annotation, molecular function: RNA binding.
AUGGAGCAGGAAAAUACGAGACCAGAGCGUAAUAAGCGUAAUGCAGAUGAUAUUGAGGAGCUUGAAAUAGACUUGAAAGCCUCAGUGCCGCUUUCGAAGAAACAAAAGCGGUUGGUGAAAAAGGGUAAGCUCGAGAUCAAAGAGCCAGUUUCAGAUGACGAAGCAUCUAAGCAGAACGAGAGACAGGAGAAGUCACAAUACGGUGUUUGGAUUGGGAAUUUGUCUUUUGAUACUACGAAAGAAGACUUGGUGCGGUUCUUGACUGCGAAAAGUUCGGUUAACGAAGAGGACAUCACUCGAGUGAAUUUGCCCAAAAAGGGAAACCAGAUCAAAGGUUUUUCUUAUGUUGAUGUAAAGAAUGAAGAGCAAGUCACCUCUCUUGUUGAACUAAGCGAAUCUUUUCUUAACGGACGUAAAUUGCUUAUCAAGAAUGCCAAAUCGUUUGAAGGCAGACCAGAAAAGACAGAAAGUAAAUUACCACCAAGUAGGAUUCUUUUCGUUGGGAAUCUUGGGUUUGACACUACCGAAGAUAAUCUUGAAGAGCACUUUAGACACUGUGGGGAUAUUGCCAGAAUCAGAAUGGCGACUUUCCAAGAUACUGGAAAAUGUAAAGGGUUUGCAUUUAUUGAUUUCAAAAAGGAGGAAGGUGCUGUUGCCGCAAUGAACUCGAAAUUGACCAAGAUGAUGUUGAAUAGAAAGCUUAGAUUGGAGUAUGGUGAGGAUAGAUCGAAAAAGAGACCAAAGAGUCAUACAAACGGAAGACCUUCAGAGUUUACCGGUGGAGAAGGAGAGGAAGCGGCAAGAGGUGACCUCCUGGCGCCACGGAUUAGCAAACCUCAGUAUAGAGAGAGGGGUCAAGACAGAGGUCAAGACAGGGGUCAAGACAGGGGCCAAGACAGAAGUUACGAAAACCAACAUGAGAGAUCUUACGACAGACGCCAAGAAAGACCACGCGAUAAACCACAGGAUAGACAGAAUAAACGUCAAAAGUCUUCAAUUGCAUUGGCAACUGCUCAAAGAGCAAGUGCAGCUAUUGUGCCGUCUUCUGGUAAGAAAAUUACAUUCGAUUAA